Molecule: messenger RNA, 1122 nt
Organism: Saitoella complicata NRRL Y-17804
Lineage: Eukaryota; Fungi; Ascomycota; Saitoellomycetes; Saitoellales; Saitoellaceae
Product: PLC-like phosphodiesterase
Exons: 7
Coding region: 1-1122 (373 amino acids)
Biological process (GO): lipid metabolic process
Molecular function (GO): phosphoric diester hydrolase activity
Source: RefSeq, a predicted model, not a curated record
AUGCACUUCUCAAUCGAUAAAAUCAAAGAUAAAGUCAAGGAUAAGCUCGGGCGCAAUGAUGCCCCUGUUGUGAAUGACUACGAGAACUGGAUGGGUGGGAUCAUGGAGAAGAUCGGUAGCAAGAGGAUCAUUGACAUCGCAAUGCCGGGUACGCAUGAUAGUGCAAUGCAUGGGGAUAACAUGGGUCAUUCGCUUGGUUUGGACGCCGAGAAGCCAGUGAUUGAUAUCUGGACCCGCCUAACCUCCGUCCCCCUCGCUGGCCAAAUUGCCGGUAACGUCACAACCGACAUCAUCAAACGCUGGUCCCAAACCCAAUCCCAUUCCCUCCCAAACCAACUCAGCCUCGGAAUGAGAUACCUGGAUUUGAGGAGCUUUCGGUUAACGCAUACGGUUAUGACGAAGACGAGGGUGGAGGAGGAGUUGGCAGAGGUUAGGGCGUGGGUUGAGGCACACCCAAGCGAGGUUGUCAUCAUUGAUUUUCAGCACUUCUACGGUAGUGUCCUCGCCUACUUCACCGACGCGUACAUCGGACUCGGCGAACCCGAACACCAAGCCUUCCACACUAUGCUAACCCAAACCCUGGGUCCCCAUCUCGCCCCCCGCUCCCUCAUCUCCUCCCCAAUCCGCGACUACAUCGCCGCUAACACUCGUAUCAUCGUUCUCUACGGCGACGACCCGCCCAUUCCCUCAACCGGCGAACGUCCUCAAGGCGCGGACGCGAUUAAGGCUCAGUAUGAGGAUGUCUGGCCGCGUGAGGGGAGGAUCGAUAGUUUGUGGGUGAAUGAAAGGACGAGUGAGGGGUUGGUUACGGCGUUGGAUGGAGUUGUCAAUAGAAGGCCGGCUGCGGCUGAUGAUCCGGCGAAUAACGAUAGGUUUUGGGUGUUGCAGGGUGUGAUGACUGCCUCCGCGGACGAUAUCAAAGCCCGUCCUGACCAUACGCUGAAGGAGUUUGGUGCUGAGAGCUGUAAUGCAGCGGUUCAUGCCAAGUUCAGACAACUCCUUAAUGAUGAUUCCGGGGACGACCGCAGGAGGGCCUGGAUUAUGAUCGUGGACUUUCCUGACAUCCCGAACUUGGAUUGGGUGAAGGACAUCAUUGCGUGGAAUGAGAGGAACAGUUUCUAA